Molecule: messenger RNA, 1641 nt
Organism: Colletotrichum godetiae
Lineage: Eukaryota; Fungi; Ascomycota; Sordariomycetes; Glomerellales; Glomerellaceae
Exons: 7
Coding region: 1-1641 (546 amino acids)
Source: RefSeq, a predicted model, not a curated record
AUGUGUACCUGGUCAGUGGCUUUGGUAAGGCUGGCCGAACGCCCGCAAACACGCGCGCAGGGUCUCGAGAACGGUUCCUCAUCCUUCGCUCCCAUGGCCAUGCGAGAGGGCAAGGCAAGGUACAUGGGGGACUCGGGAGUCCAGGACGGAGGGGUGUCUAAUAGGGAACCCCGCUGUCGCUCCUCGAGUAAGGAAGGUUGUUUAGAGGCGCCAAGACUGCGACAGCUGUCGUUGAGGGCGGAAUGCGACGUGGAGUUGAAGACCAAGAGAAAGAUGUUCGUCGGCGUCUUUCAACAUGAAGAUGAAAGUGGAGUGAGGCAACCUCCGUACGGAUGGAUACCUCAAGGAACAUCCACCGCGGGCCUGAGAAACGCGGCAAGAUGUCGUCGGACCGGAAUCACGUGCUUAUGUGCAGACGAAAUGGGAAUGGAAGGUGCAUCUCAAGAAAGUGAGGUGGACAUCGCACUUUCCGUUCCUUCAAUCUUCAAUAUCCAAGAGCAACGGAAGUCACCAGACCCACCGGUGCCUUCCUCCACCGACGCCUUGGAUCCUCUCCAGCCUUGCGUCAACCUCAUGUCGCUGAUGCCUCCAUCUUCGCCUGGACAAUCGCCAUUUUCUCAUCCUCCAUUCAUGAAGAUCCUUGCCCCUUACUGUUCUGCAUAUGUCCAUGCUCUCCUCCUCUGUACCAGCUACACCAGCCGUGCCAAUAAUUGCACCCAGAUUCUAGAGAUAUGGGAAACGCUGACAGUCAGGGAAGGCUCCCACAACACUGUGGACGAAGCAACCAACGUGUCGUAUCGGAACAGAUCCUUGAUACAUCAUGCUGGACUACACAAGGGCAUCGAUACACCCCGGAUUGCUGAUAGGGAAAGAAGCAUCAGUUCCGGCUCUACCGACUCUGUUAGCGAGCCCUCGGGAGUAUCGAUCCUACGCAGAUUACGCGACGUCUUCCCAAAUCCAGCAAAGUCAUCCGGCAUAGCUUGGACGAGACCAAUGGCUAUCCUGACAUUUACAAACACGGGACCUCCACGCCGGGAACCCGAUUUGAUAACGCCACAAGUGUCUCCUGACUUACUCCGUAGAUGCCAACUUGCCGCAGACCGCGCCAGCACUCCCUCGAAAGAUAGGACUGUCGCCGCAAAACACCCGUCUCGGGACUCGGGGAAAGCCAUCCUGCUCUUCCGCGCAGUCUACGAUUAUCCGAACGGAUACGUUACGGGGACUCUGCUGACCGUGGCCAUCAAUAAGCCCACUCGGUCCGCCAUUCGAAAUCAGCAAUCGCCUAUCGCCCAAGAUAAGACGCUGUUAGCUUUACGAAACAAGUCUACUGCCCCGGGCCAGAUGUUCGGAAACAACCCAGAGAUACGGCAUCACUUGGAGGACGACAGUCGCAACCCGUACUCUUAUCUGGGCGGCAUGGCGCAUCCGUCGAGCCCAUUGAUCGGAGGUGAACCUAUAUUGACCGCUCACGUGGUCGGUGCCUGCGAAAAGCAUCCGACAUCCGAUUCCUGCGCCGAUCACGAUGAGGAUGCAAGCAGCAAGCGGCACAGCUGUAGUCUUACGAGACAACAUACGCACCGAUGCGCCGCAAUGCCAACUGUUGACUACAGCAUCCAGGAUGGGAUGCGGUCUGGUCGAUGA